This is a messenger RNA of Penaeus monodon (black tiger shrimp), 767 nucleotides long. RefSeq lists its product as uncharacterized. The coding region runs from base 92 to 502 and encodes 136 amino acids. The record is from RefSeq and is a predicted model, not a curated record. Lineage: Eukaryota; Metazoa; Arthropoda; Malacostraca; Decapoda; Penaeidae. The transcript has 5 exons.
GGAUUCGCAUCACACGGCGCUCGACUUCGCACGUGAAAAGGUCACAGACGCUCCCGUUGACGGCGCUUGAGGGAGGGAGGAAGAGGGCAGAAUGGGCGGAACCAAAUUCAACAUAGAGGAGUACCUUCUCGAGCUGCAGAUGGUGAAGACGCGGAAGAAAGGAUACGCUAAACCCAGGAUUCCGAAGACCCGCUUCUGCAGAUAUUCCCAAGACCCUGUGACGGAUGACCUGAUCUGGAGGUCGGUGGUGCGAGGGGAAGCGAGCUCGGCGAAACGUAGGCAGGCGGACUACGGCAGUGCACAAUGCGUGGUCCAGUAUACCUAUUCCCCAUCGAGUGCCUCCUCAAGCAGAAGUUCCUCAGCUGAUCAUAGGAGGGCCGAAGGAUCAAGUCAGCUAUCCAGUAUCCAAGCAGGACCCCCCCUCCCCACCACCUCGGCAGGAGUGAUCGGUUGGAGAUCUUCGCUUCCCGACCUUCAGCUGGAACGAUUCGGAAUUCGCUAGUCAUUUGUUUACAUCGACGCCCUUCUAAUUUUCUCUUUCUACAGAAAAUGGAAAUUGAUGAUGAUUUUCAUUAUUCUAGCGUGAUCUAUGUUAUUUAAUUAGGAUCAGUUCACUCAGGGUCUGUGUUCAGUGUCCAUGAGGUGGCUUGUCUACAUCAAGGUGAGUUGAAUUUUAGAUUAAGCGAAUGUUAGGUUGUUUCCAUGAUUCUAGAGAGGAUAUUCUAGGAUUCUGAUAGAGUAUAAGUCAUUUACUGUUUAUCUAAAAA